ACUUUUGUGGCCACACUUGUAUCACUGAUGUAUUUUCAGAGGAGGAUGCUUCCACAGAUAGAUGCACUCUCCUUUUCUCCAGUCAAAGUCUUCAGUAUUUUCAUUUUCCAUCUUCUAAUACACUUAAAUAAAGCGGAGUCUCAGGUGGUUGGUCCACAUCAACCAGUAGUUGCAUUAGUUGAUGAUGAUGUUAUUUUACCAUGUCACGUGGAGCCUGCAGAGGAUGUGACAGCUCAGAUAUUGGAGUGGACAAGAUCUGACUUGAACCCAAGAUUUGUCCAUGUGUGGCGAUCCGGUCAGGAUCUGGUGAAUACAAGAAAUCCUUCAUACAGGGGAAGAACAUCACUGUUCAUCAGUGAACUGAAGCAUGGAAACAUUUCACUGAAACUCUCCAGAGUAAAACUCUCAGAUGGAGGAACAUAUGAAUGCAGCUUUCCUUUAAUGGAGAAAAAAUCUUUUGUUAAUCUUGUGGUUGCAUCCGAUGCUGCCACCUCACCUGUCAUCAGUUUAUCAGGGAUUGACAAAAACAGAGGAGGAGUGGUGUUACAGUGUGAGUCUGCAGGCUGGUAUCCAGAGCCUGAGCUGCUGUGGUUGGACGGUGAGGGAAACCUCCUCUCUGCUGGACCUACAGAGACCCUCAGAGGUCCUGAUGACCUCUAUACUGUCAGCAGCAGAGUGACUGUGGAGAAGAGACACAGCAACAACAUCACCUGCAGAGUCCAACAGAGGAACACCAACCAGAGCAGAGAGACACACAUACAUGUUCCAGAGGAUUUCUUUGACAUCACCUCCAGUUCUCCCUCAGUCACAGACACUUCGCCUGUUAGUUUGGCUCUUUGCAUCCUCCUGUUAAUUUUAUCAGUUGUUUUUCUUGUACGUAGAAAGAGGAAACACCUGAUGAGUAAGUCACUGAUUAAUUAUUCUUUACCUUAA
Oreochromis niloticus (Nile tilapia) is the source of this 933-nucleotide messenger RNA. RefSeq names its product butyrophilin subfamily 2 member A2-like. The record is from RefSeq and is a predicted model, not a curated record. Gene Ontology annotation, cellular component: external side of plasma membrane. Gene Ontology annotation, molecular function: signaling receptor binding. Bases 28 to 933 code for a protein of 301 amino acids. Gene Ontology annotation, biological process: regulation of cytokine production; T cell receptor signaling pathway. The transcript is spliced from 4 exons. NCBI's taxonomy places the organism in Eukaryota, Metazoa, Chordata, Actinopteri, Cichliformes, Cichlidae.